GUGACCCUUGGCAUGUUCCGGCCCUGUGAGGACGUGGAGUGCCGCUCGGAGCGCUGUCACAUCCUGGAGGCUUUCGAUGACUUCAUCUUUGCCUUCUUUGCUGUGGAAAUGGUCAUCAAGAUGGUGGCCUUGGGGCUGUUUGGGCAGAAGUGCUAUCUGGGCGACACCUGGAACAGGCUGGACUUCUUCAUAGUAAUGGCAGGCAUGAUGGAGUACUCACUGGAUGGACACAACGUGAGCCUCUCGGCCAUCCGCACAGUGCGCGUGCUGCGGCCCCUUCGUGCCAUCAACCGCGUACCUAGCAUGCGGAUCCUGGUCACCCUGCUGUUGGACACACUGCCUAUGCUGGGCAAUGUCCUGCUGCUCUGCUUCUUCGUCUUCUUCAUCUUUGGCAUCGUUGGUGUCCAGCUCUGGGCCGGCCUCCUGCGGAACCGCUGCUUCCUGGACAGCGCCUUCGUCAGGAACAACAACCUGACAUUCCUGCGGCCAUACUACCAGACAGAGGAGGGAGAGGAGAACCCCUUCAUCUGCUCCUCCCGCCGAGACAACGGUAUGCAGAAGUGCUCGCACAUCCCCAGCCGCCGCGAGCUGCGUGUGCAGUGCACACUGGGCUGGGAGGCAUACGGGCAGCCGCAGGCUGAGGGCACUGGUGCCAGCCGCAAUGCCUGCAUCAACUGGAACCAGUACUACAACGUGUGCCGCUCGGGGGACUUCAACCCCCACAAUGGUGCCAUCAACUUUGACAACAUUGGCUAUGCCUGGAUCGCCAUAUUUCAGGUGAUCACGCUGGAGGGCUGGGUGGACAUCAUGUACUAUGUCAUGGAUGCCCACUCAUUCUACAACUUCAUCUACUUCAUCCUGCUCAUCAUUGUGGGCUCCUUCUUCAUGAUCAACCUGUGCCUGGUGGUGAUUGCCACGCAGUUCUCGGAGACGAAGCAGCGGGAGAACCAGCUGAUGCGGGAGCAGCGUGCCCGCUACUUGUCCAAUGACAGCACGCUGGCCAGCUUCUCGGAGCCAGGCAGCUGCUAUGAGGAGCUGCUCAAGUACAUGGGCCAUGUCUUCCGCAAGGUGAAGCGCCGCAGCCUGCGCCUCUAUGCCCGCUGGCGGAGCCAGGGCUGCAAGAAGGUAGACCCCAGCAGUGCCCUGCAUGGCCGGGGCCCCGGGUCACGGCCGCACCGCGCUGGCAGGAACACUGCCUCGGUGCACCAUCUAGUCUACCACCACCAUCACCACCACCACCACCACUACCACUUCAGUCAUGGCGGUCCACGCAGGCCCAGCCCUGAGCCAGGCACUAGUGAGAACAGGCUGGUCCCUGCUGGGGUGCCACCCUCCUCUCCGCCCUCAGGACACGGGCCGCAGGACUCUGAGUCUGUGCACAGCAUCUACCAUGCUGACUGCCACGUGGAGGGGCCCCAGGAGAGGGCAAGGGCCGCACAGGCUGCAGCCACCGCAGCUGCCAGCCUCAAGCUGGCCUCAGGGCUGGGUGCCAUGAAUUACCCCACCAUUCUGCCCUCAGGGAUGGGCAGCGGCAAAGACAGCAUAGGUCCUGGGCCCAAGGGGAAGCAGCCUGCUGGAGUGCCCAGCACUGCAGGAUGCAGCCCACUGAGCCCCUACGAGAAAAUCCAGCAUGCAGUUGGGGAACAUGGACUGGGCCAGGCCCCCAGCCAUCUGUCAGGCCUGAGCGUGCCCUGCCCCCUGCCCAUCCCCCAGGCGGGCACACUGGCUUGCCAGCUGAAGAGCUGCCCAUACUGCACCAGUGCCCUGGAGGACCCUGAGCAGGAGCUGAGUGGCUCAGAGAGCGGGGACUCCGACACUCAUGGAGUCUAUGAGUUCACGCGGGACGUGCAGCACAGUGACCGGCGUGACCCCAUGCGGUCCCCAGAAGACUCGGUGGCCCCGGGCAGCCCCCAGCGGCCAGCUCAGCAGCAGGGGGCCUCAGGCCAGCCCAGGGGCCUGGGCCACAUGUGGGCUUCCUUCAGCGGCAAGCUGAGCCGCAUCGUGGACAGCAAGUACUUCAACCGUGGCAUCAUGGUGGCCAUCCUCAUCAACACGCUGAGCAUGGGUGUUGAAUACCAUGAGCAGCCCGAUGAGCUCACCAAUGCCCUGGAGAUCAGCAACAUCGUCUUCACUAGCAUGUUUGCCCUGGAGAUGCUGCUGAAGCUGCUGGCCUGUGGCCCGCUGGGCUAUAUUCGGAACCCCUACAACAUCUUCGAUGGCAUCAUUGUGGUCAUCAGCGUCUGGGAGAUUGUGGGGCAGGCAGAUGGUGGACUGUCGGUGCUGCGCACCUUCCGGCUGCUGCGCGUGCUGAAGCUGGUGCGCUUCCUGCCGGCCCUGCGGCGCCAGCUCGUGGUUCUCAUGAAGACCAUGGACAACGUGGCCACCUUCUGCAUGCUGCUCAUGCUCUUCAUCUUCAUCUUCAGCAUCCUGGGCAUGCACCUCUUUGGCUGCAAAUUCAGCCUGAAGACAGACACAGGAGACACCGUCCCUGACAGGAAGAACUUUGACUCCUUGCUGUGGGCCAUCGUCACUGUGUUCCAGAUCCUGACUCAGGAGGACUGGAAUGUGGUGCUCUACAACGGCAUGGCCUCUACCUCGUCCUGGGCUGCCCUCUACUUCGUGGCGCUCAUGACCUUCGGCAACUACGUGCUCUUCAACCUGCUGGUGGCCAUCCUGGUGGAGGGCUUCCAGGCAGAGGGUGACGCCACCAGAUCCGACACCGACGAGGACAAGACAUCCACCCACUUUGAGGAAGACUUUGACAAGUUUAGAGACCUGUGUGCCACAGAGAUGAAGAUGUACUCACUGGCAGUGACCCCCAAUGGGCACCUGGAGGGUCAAGGCAGCCUGCCCCCACCCCUCAUCAUGCACACGGCAGCCACACCCAUGCCCACCCCCAAGAGCUCCCCACACCUGGACACAGCCCACAGCCUCCUGGACUCCCGGCGUGGCAGCAGCAGCUCCAUAGACCCUCAGCUGGGGGACCAGAAGUCUCUGGCCAGCCACCGCAGCUCCCCCUGCACCCCUUGGGGCCCUGGCAGUGCCUGGAGCAGCCGGCGCUCGAGCUGGAACAGCCUGGGCCGUGCACCCAGCCUCAAGCGCCAUAACCAGAGUGGGGAGCGUGAGUCCCUGCUGUCGGGUGAGGGCAAAGGCAGCACAGAUGAUGAGACGGAGGACAGCAAGCCUGGAGCAGGGACCCGCCCAGACUCCUCAACAGGGCCCCGCACCACCCCCCUGCGUCGGGCUGAGUCCCUGGGCCACCGAAGCACACUGGACUCCCGGCCCCCGCGGCCAGCCGCCCUCCUGUCUGCCAAAAUUCAUGACUGCAAUGGGCAGAUGGUGGCCCUCCCCAGUGAGUUCUUCCUGAGCAUUGACAGCCACAAGGAGGAUGCGGUGGAGUUUGAUGACGACGUGGAGGAUAGCUGCUGCUUCCGCCUGCACAAGGUGCUGGAGCCCUAUACCCCCCAGUGGUGCCGUAGCCGUGAGACCUGGGCCCUGUACCUCUUCUCGCAGCAGAACAGGCUGCGAGUCUCCUGCCAGAAGGUCAUCGCACACAAGAUGUUUGACCACGUGGUCCUUGUCUUCAUCUUCCUCAACUGCAUCACCAUCGCCCUGGAGAGACCUGAUAUUGACCCCAGCAGCACCGAACGGGCCUUCCUCAGUGUCUCCAACUACAUCUUCACAGCCAUCUUUGUGACAGAGAUGAUGGUGAAGGUGGUGGCCCUGGGCCUGCUAUGGGGUGAGCACGCCUACCUGCAAAGCAGCUGGAAUGUGCUAGAUGGGCUGCUGGUCCUGGUGUCCCUGGUAGACAUCAUUGUGGCCAUGGCCUCUGCGGGUGGCGCGAAGAUCCUGGGCAUCCUGCGGGUGCUGCGCCUGCUUCGGACACUGCGGCCUCUGAGGGUCAUCAGCAGGGCUCCAGGCCUCAAGUUGGUGGUGGAAACGCUGAUCUCAUCGCUCAGGCCCAUCGGCAACAUUGUGCUUAUUUGCUGCGCUUUCUUCAUCAUCUUUGGUAUCCUGGGGGUGCAGCUCUUCAAGGGCAAGUUCUACUAUUGUGAGGGUGCAGACACCAGAAACAUCUCCACCAAGGCCGAGUGCAGGGCGGCCCACUACCGCUGGGUGCGGCGCAAGUACAACUUUGACAACCUGGGACAGGCACUGAUGUCUCUGUUCGUGCUGUCCUCCAAGGAUGGCUGGGUGAACAUCAUGUACGAUGGGCUGGAUGCCGUGGGCGUCGACCAGCAGCCUGUACAGAACCACAACCCCUGGAUGCUGCUGUAUUUCAUCUCCUUCCUGCUCAUCGUCAGCUUCUUUGUGCUCAACAUGUUCGUGGGUGUAGUGGUAGAGAAUUUCCACAAGUGUCGGCAGCACCAGGAGGCAGAGGAGGCACGCAGGAGGGAGGAGAAGCGGCUCCGGCGCCUGGAGCGGAGGCGCAGGAGCACUUUCCCCAACCCAGAGGCCCAGCGCCGGCCCUACUAUGCUGAUUACUCCCACACACGCCGCUCCAUCCACUCACUGUGCACCAGCCACUACCUGGACCUCUUCAUCACCUUCAUCAUCGGCCUCAAUGUCAUCACCAUGUCCAUGGAACACUACAACCAGCCCAAGUCACUGGACGAGGCCCUCAAGUACUGCAACUAUGUGUUCACCAUCGUCUUUGUCUUUGAGGCCGCGCUCAAGCUGGUGGCCUUCGGCUUCCGGCGGUUCUUCAAGGACAGGUGGAACCAGCUAGACCUGGCCAUUGUCCUGUUGUCCAUCAUGGGCAUUGCACUGGAGGAGAUCGAGAUGAAUGCUGCGCUGCCCAUCAACCCCACCAUCAUCCGCAUCAUGCGGGUGCUUCGCAUUGCCCGUGUACUGAAGCUGCUUAAGAUGGCCACGGGUAUGCGGGCCCUGCUGGACACGGUGGUUCAAGCCCUUCCCCAGGUAGGGAACCUUGGCCUUCUUUUUAUGCUCCUGUUUUUUAUCUAUGCUGCCCUGGGAGUGGAGCUGUUCGGGAGGCUGGAGUGCAGCGAGGACAACCCCUGCGAGGGCCUGAGCAGGCAUGCCACUUUCACCAACUUCGGCAUGGCCUUCCUCACACUGUUCCGCGUGUCCACAGGGGACAACUGGAACGGGAUCAUGAAGGACACGCUGCGGGAGUGCUCCAGGGAGGACAAGCACUGCCUCAGCUACCUGCCUGCACUGUCACCUGUCUACUUUGUCACCUUCGUGCUGGUGGCACAAUUUGUGCUGGUCAAUGUGGUGGUGGCUGUACUCAUGAAGCACCUGGAGGAGAACAACAAGGAGGCCCGGGAGGCUGCAGAGGCAGAUGCAGAGGCAGACGCGGAGCUGGAGCUGGCCAUGGCACAGGGACCCCCUCGCACGGCACAGGUCAGGUGGGGAGCGAUCUGGGGGUGGGUCCGAGGGCACCACAGGCACAUGUUCAGCCUCCUCCUCCCGAUACAGGAGAGCCCAGGCUCCGGGCUCGGCGCUGCAAGCCUGGUUGUACGCAAGGUGUCCGUGUCCAGAAUGCUCUCACUGCCCAACGACAGCUACAUGUUCCGGCCGGUGGUGCCCGCCACGGGCCCCCAGGUGCACCCACUGCAGGAGGUGGAGGUGGAGGCCUACACGGGCCGCCCGCCCUCAGGCCAGGUCACCUCCACUCGCUCGCUGGCCCCGGGGUCCUGUGCAUCCCUCCAGGCCCCAUCGAGCCCACCCUCCCCAGCUAGGAGCGGCGACCCCCUACGUGCCUGCUCCCCACGAGAAGCAGCCCGCUCCCCCAGCCUUGGCCGCAUGCUCUGCAGACAGGAGGCUGUGCAUCCUGAGCUCCUGGAUGGACAAGCCAGUGGCUCUGGGGACAGCGUCCCAGCUGUCCCCGACUCCGCAGAGCCUGCAGAGAAGACGCCACUGAAGCAGGUGACCUUGGGGGACCCACUGCAGUCCCCACCCCACUCUCCGCGACCUGCCAGCGUCCGCACCCGCAAGCACACCUUUGGCCAGCGCUGCAUCUCCAGCCGGCCACCCACCCCGGGAGGGGAAGAGGCCGAAGUUGCGGACCUGGCUGACGAGGAGGUCAGCCACAUCACCAGCUCUGCUCAGCCCUGGCCUGCAGCUGGGCCCCACAGCCCUGCGGCCUCCCCAGUGGCCCAUGGGGCAGCAGGCAGUGGGCAGGAUCUGCGCCGGUUCUGUAGCAUGGAUGCCCAGGGCUUCCUGAACAAGCCAGGCCGGGCAGACACACAGAGGUGGCCUUCCAUGGAGCUGGGCAUUGGGGACAGUCACCUAGACCCUGGGGAGGUGAGGGGCCGGGCUCCAGAGUUGGAGCCAGCCCUGGGGGCACGCAGGAAGAAGAAGAUGAGCCCCCCCUGCAUCUCGGUGGACCCCCCCACAGAGGACGAGGGCUCUACUCGGCCCCCGGCAGCAGAGGGUGGAAGCACUACCCUGCGACGCAGAACCCCCUCCUGUGAGGCCCACAGGGACUGCCCAGAGCCCGCUGAGGGCCUGGGCACAGGCGGGGACCCGGCAGCCAAGGGGGAGCGGCGGGCCCAAGUGUCCUGCCGGGCCGAGCAUCUCACCGUGCCCAGCUUCGCCUUUGAGCCCCUGGAUGUGGGGGGCUCUGGGGGAGACCCAUUCUUGGACAGUGGCUGCAGUGUGACCCCAGGGCCCAGAGCUUCCUCAGGGCCCCCUGCACCCUUGGAAUUCCACGAAGCAGAGCCUCCUGUGACCCCCUGUGGGCCCCUGGAGAAGGGGCGGGGGCUGUACCUCGCCGUUCCCCAGGUCCCGCCUGAGAAACGGCCUCUGCCAACUGCCCCUGCCCCAGCGGACACCCAAGCUGAGCCUGUGUAGCCGGGGCCUGACAAACACAGCUUCACCAAGGUCAGGGAACCCAUGGGCUGGUCUCAGGUGAGGCAAUGGUGAGCUCCAAGGGCAGAAGGGCCCGGGAGGACGUGGGCCUGGCGGCGGGCACAGUG
Molecule: messenger RNA, 6944 nt
Organism: Perognathus longimembris pacificus (Pacific pocket mouse)
Lineage: Eukaryota; Metazoa; Chordata; Mammalia; Rodentia; Heteromyidae
Gene: Cacna1h
Product: calcium voltage-gated channel subunit alpha1 H
Exons: 33
Coding region: 13-6819 (2268 amino acids)
Biological process (GO): calcium ion import; sodium ion transmembrane transport; neuronal action potential
Cellular component (GO): plasma membrane; neuron projection; voltage-gated calcium channel complex
Molecular function (GO): low voltage-gated calcium channel activity; voltage-gated sodium channel activity
Source: RefSeq, a predicted model, not a curated record